Pseudocercospora fijiensis CIRAD86 is the source of this 2305-nucleotide messenger RNA. RefSeq lists its product as uncharacterized. The coding region runs from base 427 to 1875 and encodes 482 amino acids. Gene Ontology annotation, molecular function: RNA binding. Lineage: Eukaryota; Fungi; Ascomycota; Dothideomycetes; Mycosphaerellales; Mycosphaerellaceae. The transcript is spliced from 5 exons. The record is from RefSeq and is a predicted model, not a curated record.
UUUUCUUUGUGUCGUCUGGUUUUCCUUGUCUGGAUAUUCGCCAUUGUACACCUCCGCCCGCACCGCGACCACUGCUGCUGGACGCUGGACGCUGGACGCUGGACGCGCGCUUUCAGCCGCCGUCGCUCGAUCGACUCGACUCCACAUAAUACAUCACCUUAGGCCAGCGGUGUGUGCGUGCGUGUGCGUGUGCGUGUGCGCAGACAUCUUCGCAUUCACGGCCACGUUCGCGCUGCUAGCAUCAACGCCCGCGCCCGCGCCCGCGCCUUCAUUCCAUACGCAUACCGCGCCGGCGAGGUCUAAGCAUCUUUGAGCUGUCUUCUUUCUCUCUCACCCUUAUCGCAUCGCCUUCAAGCUUCGCAUCUCCUCUAGCGGCUCUUUGCUCUAUCUUCCAUCCAUCCCUGUUCUUUACAAAUCUCCUCCGCGAUGGCCGACACCACGCCUUCCGAUGCCUCUUCGCUGCCAGCGCCGCCCACCGCCGGUCCUGCGCCUGGUCAGCCUGGCUUCUCCAAUGGCUCGGGCAGUCAUAUGCCUCCACCACCCGUCCCUUCUCUCGCCGUCAACAUCCCGCAGAACACCAAUCCGCUGCCACAGUCCAUGAGCGGCCUCAUGUCUCCCACCAGCGCUGGAGGCCAAGUCAGAAGAGCUGCGCCAGAGCCAAACAAGAGGGCGCUUUACGUGGGAGGUCUGGACCCACGUGUGACGGAGGAUGUGCUGAAGCAGAUCUUCGAGACGACUGGCCACGUGCAGAGCGUCAAAAUCAUCCCGGACAAGAACUUCCAAUCCAAAGGCUACAACUACGGCUUUGUCGAGUACGACGACCCAGGCGCAGCAGAGCGAGCCAUGCAGACCUUGAACGGACGGCGCGUGCACCAACAAGAAAUUCGCGUCAAUUGGGCCUACCAGUCAAACACCGCCACCAAGGAAGACACUUCAAACCACUUCCACAUUUUCGUUGGCGACCUGUCCAAUGAGGUCAACGACGAGGUUCUACUUCAAGCAUUCUCGGCUUUCGGCAAUGUCUCUGAGGCACGUGUCAUGUGGGACAUGAAGACCGGACGCUCUCGUGGCUACGGAUUCGUCGCGUUUAGGGACCGCGGCGAAGCUGAGAAGGCACUGAGUUCAAUGGAUGGCGAGUGGCUCGGCUCACGAGCCAUUCGUUGCAACUGGGCGAAUCAGAAAGGCCAACCUUCAUUCUCCCAGCAGCAGGCUAUGGCGCAGAUGGGCAUGACUCCAACCACCCCGUACGGUCACCACUCUUUUCCCACACAAGGUCCGCAGUCUUACGAGACAAUUGUCUCUCAGACCCCGCAAUGGCAAACGACUUGCUACGUCGGCAAUCUGACCCCGUACACGACACAGAACGAUCUGGUGCCUCUUUUCCAGAAUUUUGGCUAUGUCACUGAGACUCGAUUCCAGUCCGACCGCGGCUUCGCCUUCAUCAAGAUGGAUUCUCAUGAGAACGCCGCCAACGCCAUCUGCCACCUUAGCGGAUAUCAAGUUAAUGGCAGGCCGCUCAAGUGCAGCUGGGGCAAGGAUCGCCCGCCGACUGGUCAAUUCGAUGGCUUCUCUCCUGCUGUGGGCCAGACACCAACCACUGCCUUUCCACCUACUCCUCAAGGCUUCUUCCCUCAGUACGGUCAGCCCACUGCCAUGUCUCCCCAAACUGCUACACCUGGUGGACAGUUCCAGCACCCAAGUCCCGGUAGUUUUCCUGGUAACAUGACUCCAUCUGCGAUGCAUCCUCAGCCAGGCAGCUGGCCAGCUCAGGUUCCACAGAGCGCCGGCGGCUUCACUCAGACUCCAGGUGGAUUCGGCAUACCUCAGGCUCAAGGCGCUCCUUUCGGUCGUGGUUAUGGUGGAUAUCAGGGCUAGCGGUCUGAUCGACAUAGCCGUAACGGGAGGCGCGAUUCCUUGGAGCCUUCUUGGCGAUCUCGAAGCCGAAGCCCAAGUCGCGAUGAGCCACAGCGGGAUUCCUUACUUUCUGUCCAUUUGUGAUCUGGCAUGCUUUGGAUACCCCCAUCCGCGAAAGGCCCUUGAUGAUUGAUUUUUCCUUUCUCAGGUCUGGGCUGCCUUCUGGAGACGACGCGAUGCUUCUCUACUACCUUUUACCAUUGUUUGCUUAUGCGCGCGCGCGCGAGAGAGAGAGAGUCAAAAGUACGAUUUAGCAUGUGGACAUAGUCUCCUAUCAUCUGUUACGGCAAGACCAGACUGGGAAGCAAAAUGCUACGAGUGGAGAGUAUGAAAUGAUUAGGUCUAGCUGCUACUCUUCACUUUUUCAAGACUGAAAUUGAACUGGAACUGC